Messenger RNA from Diaporthe citri, 1401 nucleotides. RefSeq lists its product as uncharacterized. The transcript has 3 exons. Bases 1 to 1401 code for a protein of 466 amino acids. The record is from RefSeq and is a predicted model, not a curated record. Lineage: Eukaryota; Fungi; Ascomycota; Sordariomycetes; Diaporthales; Diaporthaceae.
AUGUGUGGUGUCAUCCUGUACUCGAUCGGGACUUGUCCGCCCUCCGUGCGUGCACUGAGUGCCAUCACUGUAAAUCUAGAGAACCUGCAAGACAUAUCCCAGAGCCUCGAACAUUUUUGCGACGAUGUUGAGGCCAAGCUCAACCCCGAUGUCGCUGGGCCAGGGGUCAUGCUGUCUUAUCUCUUACAGACCAGCGUCGCCCUAUUCCUAUUUUUGAUACUCAAGAUUUUCAACUCCUGGAGUCGCAUAGCCUCAUGGCCUCUCAUCGCUCUUUUGAGGAAGAUAUUUGUGCCGCGACGACCAAGCGCAUGGACAAGGGCCACUAUUUUACAAAACCGACUGGCGCAGUCACGUCUAAACGCGGCGACUAUAACAUCGUUGGUGGAAUUCCAAGAAGUCCAGGCAUUCUUCGUCAUUGCAAUCCAAAUCGCUACUUUAGCCACAUCUCAGAUCGAGGGACGGUCGUCCUCCGGAUCCAACUCCUUUGCUGAGGUUCUGCUCAACGCUCAGAUGGUCCAGAUCUUGGCCGUGAACAGCAUCCUGCCAGUGAUCCUAACCCAGUGCAUUCUUCAGCGGGAAGGUAUGCUGUGGUGGUACAGCUUUGGUCUGACCUCAACAACGGUCUUGCUGGCCAAGGUCGUCCGGGCUCCCAGCAUGUCGCGCGUGGCGAGUUUUGAAACUCUAUGGCAGAACUUCAAAGAAGCGAGCCUCGUGGAAGCUUGUGGAGGUCUUCCGAAUCCGAUGACUUACUGCAACACGGACAAUUACAAUGCUAGAUAUGAGGACUGGAAAGGGACCGGAGUGGCACUAGCCUUUGUUCACAUUGCCGUUGUGUCCUUGCUCAUUGAUAUGGUUUUGGUCAUUCCGCGAGUCCGAAACUUCAUCAACUUCCAUCUUUCCACAGUCAGUCUGGCGGCAGAUAGGCACAAGCUACGCGGGCUUCUGUUUCUGGUGCUGAGAAAUCACCUCUGGCCUUGCUUCCGGGAAUUCUGGUGGUUUGGUAUCCAGACUGCCCUACUUGCUUUCGUCAUCUCAUAUUUCACAGAGGUGUUGAUCAUGGGACUCUCUAUCGACUUGAUGCAUUUCGGCAACUUCAACUACGGUCAACUUAUUUCGGUCAUGGUCUGGGUCCCAACAUUGGGAAAGUUCGUUUACUUCAGUAUUUUUGGUAUCGAGGAAGGCUUUGGCCGUCGCUUGGCAAAGAACUACCGAGUGGUUCGCGAUGUUUAUGAACGCGAGGGUUACGAAUGGGAAUACGGCAUACAGCACAGUGAUUAUGAGCAUGGAUUUGUUUCAACAAUCUCGACAUCGGAACUCAAGACAUCAGACCACAUGGUGCCAGACCUCGCUGGCCCCAAAGCUUGUUACAGGCAGAUCACCAGCCUUCCAAGACAGGCGUGA